AAUAGAGGGGCCUCUGCAAAUCAAGACAAGAGAAAAGACGAAGGAUUUCAACGAACCGCGACAAAUCUCCUGAUUGAUUUCGGUCUCAAACUGAAGGUGGUCAACUCAAAAACCCGCCUCAACAUCGCAAUCGAAAAUAAAAAGUGUUAUUUCAUGCCUUUUCGGUGGAAUCUGGUUUGCUCGAUGCCGAAUUGUCGCACAUGGAGUCCGCCAUGCUACUGAUCGCUGACGUGACGUCACCACAGACACAGUGGCCGCGCCUUCUGCGAAAUUUCUAUUCUGCAUUUAACAAAAAAGUGCUGCCUGGCCUUUGAGAAGAAAAAUGUUUCAAAGGAAAAUGUUCAUCCGUCAAGCUCGAAAUUUCUCUCAAUCAGCAAAGAGUAUGAAAAAUUUGCCCAGAGGCUCUGAGGUGCUUUCGGCCUACAUCAAACAGUGCAACGAGCCUCCAUGGACGUCGUACUUCAUUCGCUACAAAGACAUCAAAGACGACCAGUGGGGAAUGUCCCAUUUCAACUGGAAGGUUGGUAACAGCAACUACCACAUUCUCCGCACAGGCUGUUACCCGUACAUAAAAUAUCACUGCACUAAACGGAGUCCGCAAGACUUGGCACUGGAGGACAAGUUCUUCAGAGCAAUCAAAUGCAUAAAUCUUGGUAUUCCAUGCCUAGCUUAUGGCAUAGCUGCGAUUUAUUUAAUUAGACAUGUUGAAAUUGUUUUCCUAAAUGGACACCAAGUGCCAAUAUUUUUCUUGUAUGAAGAAGACAAAGGUUCGGUGUAUUAAUAUUUUUUACAAUUGCACACUUUGUAUUACUAAGCGUUUAAAAUUAAAUUAUUGAGAGAAUGCUGCUGUUGAUUUUUUU
Molecule: messenger RNA, 860 nt
Organism: Neocloeon triangulifer
Lineage: Eukaryota; Metazoa; Arthropoda; Insecta; Ephemeroptera; Baetidae
Exons: 3
Coding region: 323-781 (152 amino acids)
Source: RefSeq, a predicted model, not a curated record